This is a messenger RNA of Spinacia oleracea (spinach), 2864 nucleotides long. Its product is annotated as cysteine-rich receptor-like protein kinase 25. NCBI's taxonomy places the organism in Eukaryota, Viridiplantae, Streptophyta, Magnoliopsida, Caryophyllales, Amaranthaceae. Bases 152 to 2797 code for a protein of 881 amino acids. Gene Ontology annotation, biological process: protein phosphorylation. The transcript is spliced from 7 exons. Gene Ontology annotation, molecular function: protein serine/threonine kinase activity; ATP binding. The record is from RefSeq and is a predicted model, not a curated record. Gene Ontology annotation, cellular component: plasma membrane.
AACACAAUUUAAAGUAUUGAAUGAUGUCUCGAUGACAAACUACCCCACUUUUGGAUUCUAUUUGCCAUUUUAUCCCUUAAUUAUUUUCGUAGUUUUUAACUUUUUUUAUAUGGAACAUCCCUUAUUUUCAUAGAUCACCUAUUCUAACUUCAUGGGGAUGAAUCCUUACAUUAUUACCUUAUUUUUUGGUUGCCAAAUUUGUAGUGUUUAUGCGGCAGUCGUUCUUGAGGCGAAAGGGUGUUCUAAUCAAGGUUAUUACAACGAGGGAAGUAUUUAUCAACAUAAUCUCAAUCGACUCUUAUCAAGUCUCUCUUCCCAACCAUCAUCGAGGAAGUUUUAUAACUCCUCGGCGGGCGAUAUUCCUAACAAAGUGUACGGCCUUUACCAAUGUCGCGAGGAUUUGAGCCAAGACGUAUGCAACGAGUGUGUCCAAGUUGCGACGAAAAAAAUUACACAAGUGUGCUCUUUGUAUGGCGAAGCUAUCGUAUGGUACGACGAGUGUAUGGUAAGGUAUGCAAAUCGUUCUAUUUUCUCGUUGUGCGAGACAUCACCGGCGAAAACGGCGUCUUAUCAAGAUAGUGUAUCGAAUGACUAUGAAAAGUUUGCUCUAGUUGUAAAUGAGACGUUGAAGACCGUUAUUGAUCAAGCUGUUCGUAACACUACACGGGGACAUUUUGCUAGCACGUAUGCUAAUUGGACAUUGAUCGAUAAGAUGUAUUGCUUCGCUCUAUGUACAGCUGAUAUCGAUGAGUCUUAUUGUAAGAAUUGCCUGGCAAUUGGUUUUAGUAACAUGUCUGAAUAUUAUAGCAUCACUACGGGGGUGACGCUUUACUAUCCUAGCUGCCAAUUGGGAUUCGAUACGGAACUUGAUAAGAUGCCGCAUGUGCCGGUGGUUCCGGGUCAAGCUCAAGCUCCGGCUCAAGCAGUUAUCUUUGAAAAUUACUACUGUUCUUCUUCACAAGGUAAUUACACAAAGGGCAGUUCCUACCAACGUAAUCUCAAUCACCUUUUCUCAAGUCUUUCCUCUCAAACUUCAUCUCGAAAGUUUUACAACACCAGUAUCGGCAAUUUUCCGAACAAAGUGUACGCCAUUUAUCAGUGUCGAGAGGAUUUGAGCUUAGAUAUUUGCAGCGUGUGUAUCCAAGGUGCUACGAUAAAAAUAACACAAGUUUGCCCGUCAUAUAGUGAAGCUAUUGUAUGGUACGAUGAAUGUAUGUUAAGGUAUGCAAAUCGUUCCAUCUUCUCCUCGUGCGAGACAUCUCCGACAAGGGAGGCGUAUUACGAGAAUAGUGUUGUCUCGAACUUUGAUAAGUUUGUUCCAUUAGUGGAUAAAACGAUGAGUUCGAUUAUUGGUCAGGCUGCUCUUACUACACCUAGGGGACAUUUUGCUAACACGUAUGCGAAUUGGACAUUGAUCGAUAGAAUGUUCUGCUUCGCUAUGUGCACCUCUGAUAUAAAUGAGUUUGAUUGUAAGAGAUGUUUGACAAUUGGUUUAGAUGACCUAUCUAGAUUUUACAAGACAAGUACGGGUGUGACUGUCUUUUAUCCAAGCUGCCAAUUAGGUUAUGAUACGGAACUUGAUCGAAUGACACACGUACCACUAGUACUGGCUCCAUCUCCUGGUCAAACUCAAGCCCAAAUUCCAGAGAGGCAGAAAGGGUCAUCACAUACCAUUAUAGCUGUUUGUGUUCCGAUAGUUAUUGCGGUGUUGCUUAUCUCAAGUGCUUGUUUAUGCAUCUACUGUCAUAAGCGGAAAAAACCUUCAACGGAUUUGGAAGAGAUUAUUGGAGUAGAGUCACUACAAUAUGAUUUCAAGACAAUAAGAGAUGGAACAGAUAAUUUUUCACCAAGUAAUAAACUUGGCCAAGGUGGAUUUGGUGGGGUUUACAAGGGAAAGCUUCAAGAUGGGCAAGAAGUAGCCGUGAAAAGGUUGUCAAUAUACUCCGGACAAGGCACUGCAGAAUUCAAGACAGAAAUUCUUUUAGCUGCAAAACUCCAGCAUAAUAAUUUGGUUAAACUCAUCGGAUUUUGCUUACAUGGAGAAGAAAAGUUGCUUAUCUACGAAUUAUUACCUAAUGCAAGUCUUGACAAAGUUUUGUUUGGCCAGAAUAAGGACCUAUCACUAGAUUGGGAAACGCGCUACAAAAUCCUAAUUGGGACUGCUAGGGGCCUCUUAUACCUCCAUGAAGAUUCCAGGAUGAAGAUUAUCCAUCGUGAUCUAAAACCUAGCAAUAUACUUUUGGACGAAAAUAUGAACCCAAAGAUAUCAGAUUUCGGGCUGGCAAGACUUGUUGGAAGAGAUCAAAUUCAGGCUGAAACGAGUAAAAUUGCUGGAACAUACGGAUACAUGGCUCCCGAGUAUGCACUAACAGGUCGUUUCUCAAUCAAGUCCGACGUCUAUAGCUUCGGAAUAAUAGCACUAGAAGUAAUAAGUGGUCACAUGUGUAGUUCAAUUUCCUUCCCCUAUCACGAAGAAAGUCUACCUCUACGAGCAUGGAACUUAUGGAAAGACAAUGGACCAUUAGACUUGGUCGAUCCUCGAAUUAAAGGCAACUUCUCGGACGUUCAAAUGGUAAGAUGCAUUCACAUUGGUUUACUUUGUAUUCAAGAAGAUGCAAAUAAGAGGCCGACAAUGGCUACAAUUGUUUCGGUGCUAAAUGGCCACCAGGUGGCUCUCCCUGAGCCGGAACCACCAUUGAGUGGUCCAUCAUCAAACUUUCACAAGAACUUUGGUAUAUGUUCCUCCAGUGAGUUCAAUUCAAAUAUUGAUAACAUUACAGAAGUUCAACCUAGGUAGAGAAGGGCUUCGUAAAAUGUAAAAAAACAUUAAAAAAAAUAUGCAUGACACUUGUCUGGGCUUGUUA